Molecule: messenger RNA, 6640 nt
Organism: Bombus impatiens (common eastern bumble bee)
Lineage: Eukaryota; Metazoa; Arthropoda; Insecta; Hymenoptera; Apidae
Product: synaptic vesicle glycoprotein 2B
Exons: 11
Coding region: 209-2248 (679 amino acids)
Biological process (GO): transmembrane transport
Cellular component (GO): membrane
Molecular function (GO): transmembrane transporter activity
Source: RefSeq, a predicted model, not a curated record
GAUUCGCGAAAUUUUCUGUCAUGCGUCAUAAGUGCUACAGAAAUUCAACGAGUGCUGGUUGGAAUACGUCGCCAGACGGCCACGGCUUCUGUUUCCUAUCCGUUGGGAACCAACACGAUAUUCGCGUAAUCGUAACAAUCGAUCUCACACUGCUAGAAUUCGUGUUAGGAAACAUUUGGAUGACAUUAGUCCGUUCAGCAGAAAAUAUAUGCGUAUAUGGUUUGUGGCAGUGAUGCCCUCGUCGGAGGAGGAAAGCCAGUGGCUCGUUGGCAGCGGGGGUGGACCCGCAUCUUCCAGCGGUGGCACGAUAUCCGGAACUGGAGAACGCACGUUGACCAGUAGAGGAGGAUUAUACACUGAGGAGAUGACGUCUCAAUCGACGAAUACUAACACCGCAGGUGCGAACGCGGGUUCAGCCGAUUCCGCUGAGCAUGAUCUCAUUGACUCAACCACCGAUGCAACGCUUUUAGCACAGUUUCACGAAGACGCUAUCAAACAGGCUGGUGUUGGUUACUUCCAAGUAUUGGCUGCUCUGUGCACAGGCUUGAGUCUUGCAGCAGAUACUGUAGAAUUUUUUGUUGUACCAUAUAUUUUGCCAAGUGCAGAGGUUGAACUAUGUAUUGAAGAUAAUGAAAAAGGAUGGCUCAGCAAUAUUACAUUAAUGGGCCUUGCAUUAGGAGGAUUAUUUUGGGGUGGCUUAGGAGACAGGAUUGGUAGACGCAGAUCUUUAUUGUCUGCAAUGUCUGUUCAUGCUUUAUUUAGUGGUGUAGCCACUUUUAUGCCAACUUAUGGAACAUUUAUGUGUGCUAGAUUUUGUUCCGCAAUUGGAGUAGGGGGAUCUUUACCACUAGCAUUUGCAUAUCUAGCAGAAUGUUGUCCAAGAUUAAGCAGGAGUAGAUGGAUUGGCUUAUUAGUGGCAGCAGGAGCACUGGGAGGUGUAUAUGCAGCUCUUCUAGCAUGGGCAGUGGUUCCUACAACUGGAGAAAUGGUAGUUCUUGAAAACAAAGAACACUUCAGUGCUUGGCAUCGCUUCCUUUUACUUUGUUGUUUACCCGCAUUAUGCUCUACUAUCGGGCUCAUUUUCCUACCAGAAAGUACGAGAUAUUUGGUAGAAGCAGGCAGAGAUGUAGAAGCAAUGAUGGUUUACCAGAAAAUAUACAAAAAGAAUACCACGCGGAAAGGUGCAACAGGUGCACAAUAUCAACUUUCUGAAUUAGAGCUUCCAACUAAAAGGCCUCGUGGUUUGGCACCUCCAUCUCCUACUAAUCAUACUAGUGUUUUGGCUGAUAUAAUUUAUUCUAUUGAAGUGUUUUGGAAUUCCUUCCUGGAAUUAUUUGUAUCACCUCAUUUGCGCGUCACGAUAGUGCUUAUAAUUAUUUGGUCAACUGUAUCAUUCGGACUAUAUGGCCUUAUGGUGUGGUGCCCUGAGUAUCUCAAACUUAUACGCGCCACGGAAUAUAAAGCUCACACAAUAAAAAUUUUCGGGAAAGAAUAUAAAAAUCAAACAUUCAAUGGCUCUUUAGAGAAUUGUCAAUACAAAGAUUCGACAUUUUUAAAUUGCAAAUUCACGAAAAUGGUAUUCAGUCAUGUAGAUUUCGAUAACUGUACUUUUCAAUCUGUAGAAUUCAGUAGCAUAAAGUCUAGUAAAACUCAUUUUACAGACAGUGUUAUUGUACACUCGAAAUUUGUAGAUACAGAUCUAUCCGCACAAGUCUUUACGAGAUGUAAGUUGGAAAAUAAUACGGAAUUAAGUUUAAGCGGUCCCUGCCCGACUCUCGAUUUGGAUUAUAACAUUUACAUAGAAGAAGCUUUACAUGGUCAUCUCGUUGCUCAAUUGGCCUUCGUGCCUGCUGCUGUUUUAGCAGGAUUAGCACUCACUGUGCUUGAACGGCCAAAAAUGAUUGGUAUUUCAUUAUUCCUCUCAUCAGUAGCUACUCUGUGUUUAAUUCUAGUGGGCACAAAUAGUUCUGCAGUGCUUGGCUUCGAAGGUGGUUUUAUGGCAGUGUUUGCUAUUGCUUGGACGUCUCUUACCUUGGUUACAGUUGAGAGCUUCCCUACUCAUUUAAGGUGUACUGGUUUCGGUUUUAUAGCAGGUGUUAUAAGGCUAUGUGGUUUAAUAGGAACUACAUCUUAUAAAACUUUAGUUGGCGCACCUCUAGUUGCGCCUGCACUGUUAACUGCAUUACCGUUAUUAGUAGCUAGUGUCGCAACAUUCAAAUUGCCUCACACCCAUACAGUUUUUUUAUAAGGAUUGCGAGUAAGUGCGAAAAACGCAGAUGCCGUAUAAAAGACGUUUUUAAUUUGUAUUUUAAUGGAUCACUUGUGAACUGCGCUAAUGUUUUUAUUCAAUAUUUUCACAUGAUACGGAAAAUCUCGUGAUUCGUUAUGAAAUCCAAAAGUUCGGUUUCUAUCAGAAACGCUUGGACGAAAAUUAUAUAAGGUGAAACGUCCUGGACAAGUGCAAACUUUUGAAUUUGCAAAUUUAACAACUAAUGCUUUUCUUUCGAAGUGCGCCUUCGUACAAAGUGACAUAUCCUAAACUAGUAAAUGGAUCGAUAAAUCGUGGUUUACACAAAUAUUUGAGUAUUUAAAGCGCACAGAUGUUAAAGAGUAGCCGUCUCGUAUGCUAGGAUAUGGACUUUCUACAAGAUUUUAAUACAUGUGUUUUAAGCGAUGACAAAGGUUAUUGUUAUAGCAGAAAGAUCUUAGGAAAAAAGACAAAGGACGUACGGAGAUUUAAUAUUUAAAUCAUGUUACAUGAAACCUCAUGUAGAUCUUGUAUUCCGAGAUUUCACUCCAUCUAAUUUCAAAGCCAUUAUACGACUCAUUUUCUAUAGAAAAGAAGUCGUAAGAUGCACAUAUGUUUAUAAAGCUAUUUUAAUAAGGCAAUAGCCAUGAAACGUGUCAAUUGUAAUGGAUGUUAAGAGUGGAAGUUGUCAUCCAUACUGAUACGUCAACACAUAACAAGAAAAUUAAACACUAAAUAAUUUUGCUUACUAAAAAUGCAUUUGAAUAUUCAGAAUAGAAAAAUAUGGAAUGUUAUUCAUAGUGCAUAGAUCUUACUUUUGUUUAUAAUUAGAUUAGAGAGAUUAUGCAUGAUCCCAAAAUUAUUACAUUCUAAGCAAUUCGAUCGAGAAAGUUUGCCAAGGACAGUAUCGUGGAAAUUUUUAUAUUUACUAUUGCUGUAUACGCUUUUGCCAUUUGAGAAAUUAAAUAUAUAUGUAUACAUAUAUAUUCUAAGGAGGUAGAUAGGGAACCUCGAAUUAAAUAAUAUUAAAUUCUUUCUACUGUAAAGGGAAAAUAAUCGAAGAAAGACAUAUUCGGUACUUUUGCUUUUCAACAAGAUCAAGCAGCUUACAUUCACUCUAGACGCUAGACUCGGCUAAGAGGCAUUAUCCAUGUAAUUCAUGUAAAUGCUGCCGUUCGAAUCUUAAAUUCCCUCAAACUGAAGACUUUGAACUCGAGAGAUAGAAGCUUUAGCUUCGUUUAUUAUAAAUCCGAGAGAUUAUCGCCUCUAGUCAACUUUUAAUCAUCUUUAAGCUUACAAAAUACGAAUAAACUAUAAAAAGAAAAAUGCGUCAAUCUUUCUAACACUUGUAACCGAAGUAGAUGACAUUAUUUUCUACAAAAUCAUGAAUGUACACUGAUAUCAUCUUAAUUGUAAAGAUCGCUAAUUACAUUUUGCAAAUACUUGGCUAGAAUUUUACUGUCAUUGCGGGAGAACGACCGUGAUGACAUGCCAAAGCUGAAAAAAAUACUGGUUCCUCAGAACGGAUAACUAUUUUUAGGCAAUAAGAACAUAAAAUAAGUUUUACUGAGAUAUCUCAAUCUUAUCGAAACUUAAAAUAUAUUACUAAAUAUUUAAGGAAGUUUAUUAGUGAGAUAAAUACAAACUGCUGUUGGCAAACUUAAUCAUAUAAAAAUCUACGUCCCAUCAUGGUUAGUGAAUUUUUCAUAUCAAAUUGUUGGCAUCUAAUUUAAAAACACCAAAAAAAAGAUGUUAAUGUUAUGAAGCGCUAUAGCUAUAUCGUCAUUUAACAAGAAGUAGAAACGUGCGCAAAUUAAAAUUGUUUUAUUACUCGCACAAGUUUUCGUAUAACAAUUCUAUCUUUUAUCACGAAGCAACAACGUGGUAAUUUUAGUGUCUACAAGUACUGCUGCUCGUUCCUACUUCUGCAAAUUGUAUUUGUGAACUUGACAGUGAAACAAGCCUGUGCUGGCAUUGCAGUGCAUAAAAUUAAUUACUCGUAUGAAUAGAAUAAUUUUUUGCAUUUGAAACAGUAGACUUAUGUUCAUAGAAUUAAAUGUUUUUAACGUCUUUGAUUUUGAGGCGAUAUAAUAUCAAAGUUAGUAGAUUUGUAACUGGUUAUCAUAGAAGGUUUCCAAAGAAAUCUUUGUUAAAAAAGCUUGCCAGCACAUACGGUUUCAUAUGAUUAAAUCUAUACUGCUACACUAUUAAAUUCAUCAUCGCCCGUAGAUAAUAUAUUUUAAUCGACAUAUCACUUAUGAACGAGCACUUUAGAUUCGUAGGCUUUAAUUAGACUAUCAACUAAACGUAUUUAGAAAUGUGUACCAGGAAUCGUAAUGAUGAAAUUUCAAGUCGGUAAAAUAGCGGUAUACGUAUACAAGGAAACUGCUAAAUAGUCAUUGAAAGUUGAGGAUUUCUUUUAGCGAAUACGAUUGAUUAUCAGUACACGGAUUGAUUAUCAGCGGAUCGAACAAUGUAAUUGCGUUAGAUUGUGUUUUAACAUGGAAAAUACUCGUGAAAGUUAUUCGAGUGAUAUUUAGUGCAAUGUUGUAUCGUUAAGUAUAAUUAUUAUUUUUAUCUUGUUGGAUAACUGCACAAGCAUGAGCGAAUGUUUUCCUUAUUUUAUUAUAUAUGGAGAACUGACUUUGUGAAAAAUUAAUUAGUAAGAUAUCCAGUCUUUUAAUUACUGCAUUACAUUAUGCAGAGAUAUUAUAUCAUCAGUGUACAGUGUUUUCUUCUGUACUCGGUAGUAUAUUUUACAGUAGAUAUUUUAUCCCCUUAUUUUAUUUUAUACAGACUGAAAAUAAGGAUCAGUUGAUAAUCGCCGUAUCUUUUGUUUGUUUUUACAACAUAGACUGUUUUUUAACCUUUAAAUGUGUAAUAUUUAAUUAAUUAGAAAGACAUAAAUAUAUCGUCCAGUGAUAGAAAGGAAGACAUUCAAAUUCUUCAAGACUUAAUUCUGGUUGCGCUUUCUAUCAAUUUCUACGACAUUUUAAUAAGCACUUGAUUUUGUUUCAGAAUAAAACAAUUGCAAUCUUUAUUUUCACUUUCCAAAAAAGACAUUCAUCGUACUAAAUUGCAAAUUAUAAUAUUUAUAUGUAGCAUUUUUAAUCUAUACCUGUUUUGCAUAACUCAUUAAUGUUUUCACAAUUGGUUUGUUGGUCGCAUAUGAACAAUUUCAGUCAUUAUUAUGAAUGAAAGAUAAUAUCCAUCAAAUUAUGCAACCAGUACUUAAAAAAAGUAAAUUACAAUACACUAUUUGCUAACACCUUGACUCAUUAAGAAAUAUUAAUUUGAAACAGUAGCGAGAGUAUUACGUGCUAGAACAUCUGUUUGAACACUUAUAUAGAACAUUCAGUCGAUUUAAUAGAGACUGUUAAUUAUAAGAUAGACUCAAAAUAAUGAAGUAACUUUCCCCUUAAACAUUUGAGCAAUUGCAUUAAAAAUUUAUUCUUUUUCUAUGCUUUAGUACAUUCACAAAACAGAAACAAUUCUUUCCUUUUUUAGUAUGAGUAAAAGUAUUUAAUCUUUUGUAUACGAAACAUUGUAAUAUUCGAAUUGCUGUUUUUGGAAAUUACACGAACCUAAGUUGGAGAAGUCAUUUGCAUAUUUUUUAAAGACAUUUCUGAUAGUUUCUGCGACAGUGGCUGCGAUUUUUUGAGUAGCUUUUUUUCGAGGGAUCCAACAACAGAAUGUAAUAGAAUAGAAUGAGUCGAUGCUUUGUACGAGAUACGUAUGCGGAAUUAAUAAUGAAUCGAUUAAUUGGUAUUACAGCAAUACAUAUGUAAAAAAGAAAAAAAAAACAAUUGUUGAAACGGUCGCAAUUAUAGUUUAAAGUAUAUAUAUAUAUAUUUAUCUCGCAAUACUUUUAGAACACUCAUUUUACGACAAAAAUUUGUAUAUAAUUUGUAAGAAAAAAAUCGACAUGCUCUUGCAAAUUUCAUGGCAAUAUGUAGUAAAUUAUUCGUAAUAUUAACUGUCAUAAUAAUUAUCAUUGUUAUUAAUGUCAUGUAUGGCUCAGGCACUUCAAUUCAAUUCGAUCUCUCGAAUCAACAUAACUUGCAUAAUUAAAAAAAGGACACCAGGUUUCGAGAGAACUUCAAUAUUAUUUUUUUUAUAAUAUCGACGAACAUAGAUAUGUUUAGAAUUAUUUAAAGGAAUCAUAAAGGAAGUAUUCGAAAAAAAGAUGCGAGCAGUUGCAAUUCGAAAAUCGAAUUGGACAGUAUCCAGAUACUAUGUAUGUAUAUGUAUGUCUUUUAUUCUACUGUAAUUCUAUCAGAAUUGACCGAAGUAUUCAAAAAUAGUCGAACAUGGAAAUCCAAAUUCAUCAUACCCUGUACUCGCUCAGCUUUUUAAGUUAGUAAAAAAUAUAUUUGAAGCGAUCGGAGUGAA